GAACUUCACACCACUCUAUUUCGCACCUGGCAUGCUCAGCAGGGAUUACUCUCAUGCAUCAAGACAGGUCUGGCGCUUGGUAGAAGGGAUAAAGCUAUCUUGUAAAGAUGAUCACAAAUUAAUCGGCCAAGUGGGCUGAAGUUCCUUCUGAGAUUAAUGUUCUCAAAAGCAUUGCUUCAGCAAACCAACUUUUACACACUUGACUUUUCACAUGGCAUUCACUGUACCAGUCAUCAUUGAUGACUGGUACAGGACAUCAGUGGUUAGCCUCAUCACUCCUUUUUCUGGAUCAUUGUUUGACUGUUGCCCUGCAACCCCUGUGGCUCGCGAUGGCUCCCAACACACAUGUUUGUGCCUCCAGGAGCCAGAGCGAUGGACCCGAUCAGCGAGGCGCGUGGCCAGCUGCAGGGGGCGCUGCAGGCGGCCGGCUCCCGAAAACGUGGCUCGGAGUGGGACAGCUCGGAGGAGGACAACCUGAUCGAUAUCCAGGACAUAUCGUCGCCGAGCCGCGGCUCCAAGCGGCGUCGCCGUAAGCCGGCGGCGCCCGGCAGCCUGCCCGACACCUACGUGAUGAAACUGUUCGACCGCAGCGUGAACCUGGCGCAGUUCCCGGCCGGCUCCUCGCUCUACCCCGUCUGCCGCGCCUGGAUGGCCAACGACCCGAACGGCACGGCCGCCGCGCCGCCGCCAAAGGCCGAGCCCAAGGAGGAGCCGUCCGACGGCGACCUGGUGUACCAGCUGCCGCCGCCGCUGUUCCCGCCACUGGAUGAGGACGGCCAGCCGGCCAACCUGCGCGUGCCGGCCGGACUGCGGCCGCCCGACCCCGUCCAGCUACCCGAGCUGCAGCCCAGCAAGGCGGAUGACGCGCCGCCGAAGAGCCAAAUUCUCGCCGGGCACCUGGCGCGGUGGCGCUCUGUGCGCGAUCAGUGGCGCACCGCCGCUGCCAACAACGAGCGCCGCUACACGGACAGCUUCGCCGUGCUGAGCUCGAUUUGCAUACCGGACAGCUAGAACGCGUCGCCGCACCGCGCCGCGACCGGACGCGUGCCGCCUCCCGCCGACCCACGGACACGGUCGUGGUUUGAGGAGCUGGUGAGCCCGCUCAGCCCCUGGUGAGAGGACGGCGACCGCAGGGUGAGUAGAGAAGGGAGUGCCGAAGGAGACCGACAGUGGCCGGCGGUGACCUGAGUUUGACUGGAGACCUGAGGGUGAUGUCUUAUAGCCGGUGAUCGGUAGGUCUUUUCGGUCAGCAAACUCAGACUCUGCGAUAUUGGGCUCGCAGACCAAGUGUCCAAAGACGGGUGUAGUCCGCUAGGUGGGGCGAUGCGUCUCCAGCUGUCGGGUUAUUUGAGCGGUUGUGAAGCUCCCGUUAAGACGAUAUUCGCCCAACAUACUGAGGGGUCAGAAUUGGUUAGGAGCGAUCAAGUGGCGUACCUAUUCGAGGUCUUUUAGAUGGAGGUUCGUUUGAUGCUAGACCAGACUGACGUGUGUGGCUGCUAGAAAUAGCUGCGGGCUAACACGGUUCUGUGAGGAGUCAUAUGCGCUGUCGACGUCCCAUCAUCACUGUUGUAUAUCCAUUUUA
Molecule: messenger RNA, 1582 nt
Organism: Amphibalanus amphitrite
Lineage: Eukaryota; Metazoa; Arthropoda; Thecostraca; Balanomorpha; Balanidae
Product: protein lin-37 homolog
Exons: 3
Coding region: 346-1011 (221 amino acids)
Biological process (GO): negative regulation of transcription by RNA polymerase II
Cellular component (GO): Myb complex; transcription repressor complex
Source: RefSeq, a predicted model, not a curated record